UCGAGCGGCUUAUAAGGAUAUUUGAUGGCGACCAAGAUGGCGGACUGAACGCUCGUAGCUUUGCGAGAAACUUUUAAGAAUUGGCGAUGUGACAGCGAUAUAAGUCCUCAAAUAUUGAGUUUGGAGCGAUGGGGGUGUUAUCUGAAGUGUAUAUUGAUGACGUGAUAGAAGAUGGACGACUACUGCUAUGCUAAGAUGGCGACGUCAUGUCAAAGAGAAAGUGAAAGAGAAUCAGGAGGGGAAAAGACGAAAACUGCACACGACGAUGAACGAAUCGAUGUUUCCAACAACGCCAUUUCGGAGACAAUUGUAAGGCCUGAAAAGAGCGUCGAUGACAAAAUAGCCGACUUUGUGGAUGAAUGUAAACAAAGAGCCGCCAUGAUUGUUAGCUUGAAGAAGGCAGUGGAGUUCAAAUCAGAGGAGCUGGAAGAAUGCAAAAGUCGAAUCAAGAAACUGGAAGAGCAAAACAAGCGCUUGCGUGAGGAAAAUAACGAUUUGAAUGUAAAGAUGUUGGAGAUGAGUAAGAGAUGUGCAGUGUGUGAAGAGAAGACUGGACCACAUGUCUACAUCAACCUGCAGAGGACUGGAGACGUCCAGCAAUUGAUUGGUCAUCCAGAAGAACUUCCCCCUCAGUCGCAGGGAGGGAGCUCCACUUGGAAGCAGGAAGCUUCACAGCUCCCCCACAUUAAAAAGGAAGAGGAGGAACUCUGCAUCACUAAGGAGGGAGAGUGUCUUCUAAGACGAGAGGAAGCUGAUUACACCAAGUUGUCAAUGACUGUUGUCUCUGUGAAGACUGAAGAUGAUGAAGAGAAACCACAACCAGAAUACCUCUUAACUUCACUAUCAGAUAGUGAGGCUGAAGACGAGGUUGAAUUAUCUGCGAAGACUGAAGAUGACGAAGAGGAACCCCAAGGAGACAACCUUUUAGCUCCACUAUCAUAUAGUGAGGCUGAAGACGAGGUUAAAGUAACUUUGAGCAGCGAUACAGACUGUGAAGGUGUCAUGAGGAUUCAGACUGGCAACAAAGACGGCAACUGCUCUAAAAAGAAGACACGCAAAAAUAGCGUGAACUGUCUAAUUUGUGGCGUUAGAUGUACUAAAAAUAGCCGUUUGACUGAACACAUGAGAACACACUCAGAAGAAAAAACAUUUCAUUGUUCAGUUUGCGCUAAAAGCUUUUCUCAAAAGACCGUAAUGACGGUACACAUGAGAACACACACAGGAGAAAGACCAUUUAAUUGUUCAGUUUGUGCGAAAAACUUUUCUCACAAAAGCAGCUUGACCGACCAUAUGAGAACACACACUGCAGAAAAACCGUUUAGUUGUUCAGUUUGCAUCAAAAGCUUUUCUAGAAAUAGCAGUUUGAAUCGACACAUGAGUACACACACGGGGGUAAAACCAUUUGUUUGUUCAGUGUGCGGUAAACGCUUCUUUCAAACAAGCGGUUUGACCAAACACAUGAGAACGCACACGGGGGAAAGACCAUUUGAAUGUUCAACUUGUGGCAAAAACUUUUCUCGCAAAAGCGGUUUGAAUGAACACAUGAGUACGCACACAGGAGAAAGACCAUUUGAUUGCUCAGUUUGUGGUAAAAACUUUGCUUUCAGGAGCGGUUUGACUCAACACAUGAGAACACACACUGGAGAAAAACAAUGUAUUUGUUCAGUUUGCGGUAAAAGAUUUUUACAAAGAUGCAACUUGACUAAACACAUGAGAACGCACACAGGAGAAAGACCAUUUGAUUGUUCAGUUUGUGGCAAAGGCUUCACCCAAAACAGUAGUUUGACGCAACACAUGAGAACUCACACAGGUGUAAAGUUCUUUAACUGUUCAGUUUGUGGUAAAACCUUCUCGGAGAAACGCGGUUUGACUCAACACAUGAGAAGACACGCAGGAUCCAAACAAGUUCAUUGUUAAGUGGGCGGUAAAAGCUUUUCUCGAAAAUGUUUUAAAUGUGCACAUGAGAACUCACGCAUGUAAAAGAUUAUUAUUUGUUCAAUAUGCUGUGAAAUGUUUUUACCAUUAAGUAAUUUUACAUUAUUUAUUAUUAAUUAUGCCAUGUUACGAAUUUGCUUGUCACUAAUUGUCUAUCAAUUGUUGUCGGCAGUUUUAGAUGUUUUUUGAAGGCUUUAUCUGUGUAAUAAAUGACAUUAACUACUAUCAGUACGUGUACACGGGCUCAAUUAGUCUAAAGCUCUGACACCGAUCUUUCUUUUCAUGAAUCCGCCCCGAUUCAUUCUUGUUCGUAGCAUCAUAAUCGUAGCGAAUACAAGAUCAUUUUUUGAUACUGUCUGCUAUUUAACAAGAUCCACGCGACGUCCAUAGCACCGGUUGCCCUAGAGGGGGGGAUGGACAUUUGCAGUCCUCUCCAAGGUUUCUCAUUGUCAUUCCACUGGGUUUAAUUUUUCCUCGCCCUGAUGUACAAAGCCCGUUUCCAUAUGAGUUGGGAAAUUGUGUUAGAUGUAAAUAUAAACGGAAUAAAAUUAUUUGCAAAUCCUUUUCAACCCAUAUUCAGUUGAAUGCACUACAAAGACAAUAUAUUUGAUGUUCAAACUCAUAAACUUCGUUUUUGCAAAUAAUAAUUAACUUAGAAUUUCAUGGCUGCAACACGUGCCAAAGUAGAUGGGAAAGGGCAUGUUCACCACUGUGUUACAUCACCUUUU
Nerophis ophidion (straightnose pipefish) is the source of this 2663-nucleotide messenger RNA. RefSeq names its product oocyte zinc finger protein XlCOF22-like. The transcript is spliced from 2 exons. The coding region runs from base 172 to 1917 and encodes 581 amino acids. Gene Ontology annotation, biological process: regulation of transcription by RNA polymerase II. The record is from RefSeq and is a predicted model, not a curated record. Gene Ontology annotation, molecular function: RNA polymerase II cis-regulatory region sequence-specific DNA binding; DNA-binding transcription factor activity. Lineage: Eukaryota; Metazoa; Chordata; Actinopteri; Syngnathiformes; Syngnathidae.